AUGAACACUUCUUCAAGGGUAUUCGACUUUCUGAACACCUCACAAUCUGGGAAGGCUCAUCAAUCUUCUGGUAUCUCAUCUCAGGCCUUCUUUUCAUCGAUAUCGUUUGCUCUAGCCAUUUUUCUCAUACAGGUACUUGCAUUUUCUUACCUAAGAAAAAAAUUCCGGUACAUUUACCAACCAAGAUCAUACUUCGUAGAGGACCGUUGUAAAGUCCCACCUCCACGUAACUCAUUCGUUGGAUGGUGCUCUACAGUGUUCCGUACACCCCUUGUCUCCUAUAACGACUUGGGGUUGGACGCUUACCUGUUUCUGAGAUUUCUGACUAUAUUGAUAGUUCUUUUUGGAGGUCUAAGCCUAACAUGUAUACCGAUACUAGUCCCGAUCAACUUCACUGGAAACGUCAAGGAGCUACAAUCUACAGGACUGGACAAAGUAUCAAUUUCCAAUGUCUCUAUGGAGAAAAGUGCCAGGUACUUCUGGCAUUGUCUGAUGGCCAACAUUACGAUAGUAUGGUUCCACUUGAUCCUGAUCCAUGAGCUGUAUCACUGCGUACAAUUGAAACGUCAGAAAUUGCUAAGCCUUGCAACUUAUUAUCCCGAAAACUCUAAUCCCCUAAAGACCAUCAUUCUAACCAAUGUCAGCUUGAAAAAUAGAAACAAAGAGCGUCUUCGUGAUAUAUUCAGCAUACUCCCAGGAGGUGUUUCUGAUAUUUGGUUCACCUACAACCAUGACAAAUUGGAUGGUUUGGUCCAAGACUACAAAUUUUAUCGUGGCGUACUGGAGAAACAGAUACUACGAAAGAUGCGGAAGCAGCUGAAUAAUCCUGAUCCAACCUUUGAAAGAGAAAUGUUUACUAUGAAUAAACCAAUAGAGAUUUUCGGAAGCAAAAUGCAAUGCAGAUUCCCCAUUGGCAUGAAAUACAUCCAAAGAGUCCACUCAAUUGAAUAUUGCCUUGAAAAAAUGACCGCAAUCAAGUUUCAAAUCAACAAACGAAGACUUGAAAUCGUGUCACAUAUCGACGACCCGACUUAUCUUCAAACACACGGGAUAACCUCCACAGAUAAUGUAUUCAUCACCUUGAACAAUCAGCUUUCGACCUACAUGGCCAAACAGUUGCUAUUGAGCUCCAACUAUUUUGAAAUGGAUGAAUGUUACGUGGAACUAAAUGCGAAAGACAUUAUAUGGGAUAAUCUUCAAAUUCAAAAUAGUUUCAUCAAACGAUGCCGAAAAUAUUUCACCAAGGUUGCAAUGCUGCUGAUUAUCAUUGGAUGGGUCGUACCCGUAGCCUUUGUCGGUUUGGUCUCACAUCUGCCAUAUUUGACCGCUUUGAUCCCAAUGUUGGCGUGGAUAAAUAAAUUACCAGCAACCAUGAAGAAUAUCGUCUCAGGCUUGCUACCAACUAUUGCAUUGUCUUUGUUAACAGAGGCCGUUUAUGAGACAUUCAGAAACCUUUGUAGGUAUCAGGGGAUACUGACAGGGGCAAAGCUAGAGCUGGAGAGACCUUCCAAAGGCUUCGAACUUCUUUUUUCCUUCAUUGUCGUCAGAGGACUGGCAUACUCAGGCAACUUGCUUCUUCAAUUGAAUCAGUUGCUGCACAAAGUCAUCAUAUUCAAGUUUAGAACAGGAACACCCAGGCAACGGUUCAAGAUUCUGGUAACUCUGCCCAAACAGCAUUGGGGGUCAAUUUACCCAUUUUUCUCCCUGAUAGGUUCAAUAGGACUGGCAUAUAGUAUUCUGAGUCCACUGAUCUUGAUAAUCUGCACGGUGAUCUUUUCUGUAGUUCUUUUCAGUUACAAACACUGUCUUCUCUAUGUUGUGGAUUACCGAAACGAAAGUGAGACAUUUGGAAAGCUGUACACGGUGGCACUGCGUCAGUUAUACGCCGGUGUUUAUUGUCUAGAGAUUUGUCUGGUAGGAUUUUUCUUCCUGGUAGGAGACCACGAUGAGAAUGGGCAUUACCUGAGAUCUUCUUCGUUUACCCUGGGUAUGUACAUGGGUGUCACUAUGCUAGUUACAACUUAUAUCCACAUCAAGAUCAACCAAAAGUUUGAUAGGACUUAUGACAUGCUGCCCUUGGACCUGUGUAGUUACUUUCAACACGAAAGUGAGAAAGACAGUAGGCGACAUAAAGAUGAAAAGACAGCGGAAACUCGUAAACCACCAACUCAAGAUCGAAUACUAAUGCUACACAAGUCCCUCUCUUACCAGCCAGAGGUUGUUUGGAUCCCAAGAGACCAGGUGGGCUUGAGCCAAUUCGUCAUUUCAAACUUUUCACCGCCAAGUGAUGCGAUAAUUCCUAUUAUUGACUCCGGAUCUGUGAUUAGUAUGGAUGGUCAAGUGUCAAUAUGCAGUGGGCCACUUUCUCGAUUUGAUCGGUCUGCAGAGCUGGUGAACUCGCAAUUUAUUUUUAGCACGUCAAUGACAGAUAGUCAAGUUUUAAGUUCAGACCAAAGACCAACCAUAUGCCAUUCUAGAAGCUCUGCAGCGCCAACCCAAGGGAACUCAGCCCCCAAGCGCUCACCUUCGCGAGUACCCCCUCCGUCAUCUUGA
This is a messenger RNA of Komagataella phaffii GS115, 2553 nucleotides long. Its product is annotated as Meiosis-specific protein of unknown function, required for spore wall formation during sporulation. The record is from RefSeq and is a predicted model, not a curated record. The coding region runs from base 1 to 2553 and encodes 850 amino acids. NCBI's taxonomy places the organism in Eukaryota, Fungi, Ascomycota, Pichiomycetes, Pichiales, Pichiaceae. The transcript is spliced from 2 exons. Gene Ontology annotation, molecular function: calcium-activated cation channel activity. Gene Ontology annotation, cellular component: plasma membrane.